Messenger RNA from Acanthamoeba castellanii str. Neff, 2574 nucleotides. Its product is annotated as elongation factor 2, putative. NCBI's taxonomy places the organism in Eukaryota, Discosea, Longamoebia, Acanthamoebidae. Gene Ontology annotation, biological process: translational elongation. The transcript has a single exon. Gene Ontology annotation, cellular component: ribonucleoprotein complex; cytosol. Bases 1 to 2574 code for a protein of 857 amino acids. Gene Ontology annotation, molecular function: GTP binding; ribosome binding; GTPase activity. The record is from RefSeq and is a predicted model, not a curated record.
AUGGCGCACUUCACCGUGGAGCAGAUCUACGCCACCUUGAACAACAAACGGCACAACAUCCGGCACGUGUCGGUGAUAGCCCACGUCGACCACGGCAAGGCCACGCUCACCAACGCGCUGGCCACCGCGGCUGGCGUCACCGCCCGGCGAACGUCGGCAUCAGCUGCGCCCGAUGAGCCGCAUGGGGCGCGGCCAUCCCCGGCCAGAGGCGGGGCAAUGCUCCACCACGCACUCCGCGAUGACGUUGAGAUCGCGUCCGGAGUUGAAUCGCGAGAUUUUUUGAUCAAUUUGAUCGAUUCGCCGGGCGAGUACGUCGUGGAUUCCCUGUCGGCUUCGAUCUCGUCCGCGCUGCGCGUGAGCGAUGGCGCCCUCUAUGUGGUCGAUUGCGUCGAGGGCUUGUGCGUGAGCAGCUCCUCCACGACGCUCGGCCGGGCGCUCAACGAGCUCGUCCGGCCCGUGCUCGUGAUCAACAAGAUGGACCGCGCGCUGCUCGAGCUCCAGCUCGACCCCGAGGAGCUCUACCGCACGUUCGUCAGGGCGAUCGACUCGUUCAACGCCAUCGCCUCGUCGUGCGUCUACCACGACACGGCCCUCGGCGACGUGCAGGCCCAGCCCGAGCGAGGCGGCGUCGCCUUCGCGUCGGGCCUCCACGGCUGGGGCUUCACGCUGCGCACGUUCGCCCGAAUGUACGCCAUCAAAUUUGGCGUACCGCAGGAGAAGCUGAUGGCACGGCUCUGGGGCGAGAGCUACUGGGACCCCACGGCCAGGCGGUGGAACAGAUCGGGCUUCACGGAGGAGGGCAAGCCGCUCCCGCGCGCCUUCUGCCAGUUCGUGCUCAGGCCCAUCUACGCGCUGUUCGACCACGUCAUGACCGGCGAGCUGGACAAGGUGGACAAGAUGCUGGGAUCGCUCGGCCUCUCGAUCCUCGAGAACAACCAGCGUCGGCCUGGCCUCGUCGGCAAGCCGCUGCUCGUCCGCGUCAUGCAGAAGUUCCUCCCCAUCGCCGACGCGCUCCUCGAGAUGGUCGUCCUCCACCUGCCUUCGCCCGUCGCGGCCCAGCGAUACCGCGUUGACGUGCUCUACGAGGGCCCGCUCGACGAUGAGGCCGCCACCGCCAUCCGCAACUGCGACCCCGAUGGCCCGCUCAUGAUCUACGUCUCCAGGAUGAUCCCCGCCGCCUCUGAUGGCGCUGACGACGCGCAACGGGGUCGCCUCUACGCCCUUGGCCGCGUGUUCUCUGGUCGGGUCGCGACUGGGCAAAGGGUCAGGAUCAUGAGCCCCAAACACCAGCUUGGCAGGCCGGACCUCUUCGUGGACAAGCUCAUCCAGCGCAUGCAGAUGGUGAUGGUGGCUACGGCGGAGGGGCCUCCGCCUGCCAUCGACGACUGCCCGUGCGGGAACCUGAUCGGCUUGAUCGGCAUCGAUCCGUACCUGUUCAGGUCGGGCACCAUCACCACCGCGGAGACGGCGCACAGCCUGCGGGACAUCAAGUUCUCCGUAUCGCCGGUCGUGCGCGUGACGGUCGAGCCCACGAACCCGGCAGACCUGCCCCACCUGGUGAGAGCUCUCAAGCGCCUUGCCCGAUCCGACCCGUGCGUGCGGUGCGACUUUGAGGAGUCGGGUCAGCACGUCGUCGCUGGGUCUAGCGAGCUGCACCUGGAGAUCUGCCUCAUCGACCUGCGAGACUACUUUGCAGACUCCGACAUCAAGCUCAGGACGGGCGAGCCGGUCGUGUCGCUCCGCGAGACGGUGACGGCCAGGUCCGAUCGAACGUGCAUGGCCAAGUCGCCCAACGGGCACAAUCGGCUCUACCUCGCCGCGAAGCCACUGGCCGAUGGCCUGUCCGAGGCGAUCGAGUAUGGCGAGAUCACUCUGGAUCUCAACUCGGCCAAGACCCGCCUCCGCGAGCUGACCGAAACGUACGACUGGGACGUCUCCGAGGCACGCAAGAUCUGGUGCUUUGGCCCCGAGACUGCCGGCCCCAACGCUCUGGUCAACGCCACCGACUACGGGCAGCAGCAGCUGAACGAGAUCAAGGACUCGUUCACCGCCGCCUUCCAGUGGGCCACCAAGGAGGGCGUCCUCUGUGGGGAGAGCAUGCGGGGCAUACAGUUCAACAUCCACGACGCCGUCCUCCACGCCGACGCCAUCCACCGUGGCGGCGGCCAGAUCAUCCCCACCGCCCGUCGUGUCAUCUACGCGUGCGAGCUUACCUCCGAGCCCCGCAUCAUGGAGCCCGUCUACCUGGUCGAGCUACGCCAGUGCACAGACGCCCUCACGAGCGCCAUCUUCGCCGUCCUCUUCAAGCGCCGAGGCCACGUCAUCGCACAUGACGCGCGAGAGCAAGUCGUGAAGGCCUACCUGCCCGUCGCAGAGUCCUUUGGCUUCACCACCGAGAUCCGCUAUGUCACUCGCUGCCAGGUCACGCCAGAGUGCGUCUUUGAUCACUGGCAGGUCGUACCGGGCGACCCCACUGUCCCCGGCCUGGCGCAGGACAUGGUCCUCACGGCACGCGCAAUGAAGGGUCUCGCGCCCGCCAUUCCAUCCCUCGACCGCUUCCUUGAUGUCCUCUAG